This is a messenger RNA of Meloidogyne enterolobii, 706 nucleotides long. NCBI's taxonomy places the organism in Eukaryota, Metazoa, Nematoda, Chromadorea, Rhabditida, Meloidogynidae. The record is from the annotation of a GenBank genome assembly.
UUUGGGUUUAUGGGAUAUGGUCGCAGCAUUAAAAUAUGUCCGUCAAAAUAUUAAAUCAUUCGGAGGAGAUCCUGAUAAAAUAACUAUUUAUGGUUAUAGUGCUGGAGGAGCAAGUGUUUCUCUCUUAUCAGCUUCUCCUCAUAGCCAAGGUCUUUUUAAACGAGUUAUUCAAAUGAGUGGUUCUCCUCUUGCUGCUUGGGCAUUAAACGAACGAACAGUUAAUGAAACAAUUAAUUUGGCUAAAGCAAUUGGUUGUUCUAAAACAAAUUCAAUUAAACAAUGUUUGACUAAAAUUAAUAUUUUUGAUGCUUGGAAUUUUGUUGAUAAAUUAGUUUUGUUGAUUGAUUUUCCUCAAUUAAUUGCUAAUGCUGAACCUAAACAAACAAUAAUGGGAUUUGUUGAGUUAGAGACGUUAUUGUGGACACAAUUCAUGGGGCGUAACAAUACAUUAGCUGCUUAUGCCAUUCCAUGGGAAGAAUCGAAAUACUUUGAUAUUCACCAAUUUAAAGACAAAGUUAAAAGAAUUGUUGCAAAAACUGAAUUUUUUGGAGAAAAAAUAGCUAAUGAGUUGACUAAUGAAAUUGUGGAAUUUUAUUUAAAUAAUGAUCCCCUUAUUGAAUUUAAUCGACUUGAAAAUACGACAGCCUCCAAUUAUUAUUAUUUACAACGAUAUACUUUGGUAAUUAAUUGGAUUAGGAAAAAAUAA